AUGGCUUCAAGGUUUUCGCGCUCCGACCUCCAUAGACGCGACCCUCGCGCAUCCUCCUCCCUCUUUGACUCCUACAAUGGCGAUUCUAGACCCGCGAGCAGGUCCCCGGGUAAUGUCAGUGGAUACGGAUAUGGAGGGUAUUCAAGCGCCGACAGGUCGCUGAAUGGGAAUGGCCACGCGGGCUAUAAAAGCGCGACACCGAAUUCAAAGGGUCAUUACUCGGACGCCGUCCUCUCGCACCUCGAAUCUCAGAAUGAAGAAGAAGUUGAGGGUAUCACGGCCAAAGUUAAGAUGCUCAAAGAUCUCACGAUCGCAAUUGGAGAUGAAAUUCGUGACACAACACACAUCUCAGACUUGAACGACUCCUUCGAGAAUACGAGAACCCGCAUCCGGGGCAACAUGAAUCGCAUGCUACGCAUGGCGGAGCGCACGGGUGUCGGGUGGAAGGUCUGGGUUGGCUUCUUCGCCCUGGUUUUUCUCCUCUUUUUCUAUGUCUGGAUAACUUAA
Molecule: messenger RNA, 507 nt
Organism: Aspergillus mulundensis
Lineage: Eukaryota; Fungi; Ascomycota; Eurotiomycetes; Eurotiales; Aspergillaceae
Product: SNARE domain- containing protein
Exons: 4
Coding region: 1-507 (168 amino acids)
Biological process (GO): endoplasmic reticulum to Golgi vesicle-mediated transport
Source: RefSeq, a predicted model, not a curated record